ACAUUUGUUAUUUUUUUUAUAAAUAAAACGCUUAUAAACAUUGGUAAACGCGGUAUAUAGUAAUUUCUUAUUCUAUUUGGUUUGUUUCGUGUUGUUUUCUUUCAUUAUUUCGCGAGUAUCCAUUCGAGAUCGAAAGAUAAUUACUUUUUGUCACGACGUAGCAACUAAAGCGAAGUAUUACUAAAUGCACGACAUUCAUAAAACUUUAUUAUCACGCGUAUACUAUAUACAUUUUGAUAUGAAUCACCAACUGAUGCGGCUACCAGUCUGUGCUUGAUCGUAGGACAAUUUACAAGUCUAGUAAAUUAUUAACAAAUAUAAAAUGAACGACGUGGUCUCUAAAACUAUUGGUAUUUGGAUGUCGGGCAAGAAAAGUCAGAAACUUAAUUGGAAGGAAUUAAUUAGUGCCUGUGCUUCACAUGGAUACAAACUUGUGAAGUUAGAUCUAGAGCGACCUCUCGAGGACCAGGCUCGGAUCGACGUUUUUAUCCACAAACUAACUGAUAUCAUUGCCGCGGCCGAUCAAGGUGACCCGAAGGCAUCAACCAUUAUAGGUCAAGUGGAGCAGUACCUAUCGAAUCACCCGAAUAUAGCCGUUGUAGACCCCUUAGAUAAUGUGAGGAUGUUAUUGAAUAGAUACUGCUAUUACUCCAUACUUCAAAAUGAGCCAUCAUUCCAAAACAAAGGUAUAUUCACACCAACCUUCGCGGAAUUCACAACGAAUGACAUUGAAGUCAACAUUGGUAUAAUGAAGGCGAGGGGGGUGAAGUUCCCCGUGAUAUGCAAGCCCACGAUAGCCCACGGAUCGAAGUCUGCGCAUGAAAUGAUCGUUAUAUUCAACGAGAAAGGUCUAUCUGUAUGUAAAUCGCCGUGUGUAGUACAAACGUUCGUCAACCACAACGCAGUGCUGCAUAAAGUAUUUUUAAUAGGCAACAGAUAUCACAUUUGUAAACGACCAAGUCUUAAAAACUUCUAUGCAUCCGAAGAUAUUGAGCCAAUCUUUUAUAGUACCGGCGAAGUUUGUAAAGCCGAUAGUCAGUCAACUCUUUCAAUACUAGAUCCGCAGGACAAACCUGAUAUUACAAUGACCAUAAAUGAAGAUGUGAUUAAAACCGUCAUCAGAGUGUUAAGGAAGGAGAUUGGUUUACUUCUAGCAGGAUUCGACGUGGUCAUAGACAAUCAGGCAGGUAAUCAUGCAGUUAUAGAUAUUAAUGUAUACCCGAGUUAUGAUAAUUUUCCUAAUUUCUUCGAGCAUUUAUUGGAUUGUAUAGACGAGGUGGUUAGUAAAAGGACAGUCAAGGGUUGUAAGAAUUAUGAGGGUAGUUAUAGAAUUAAUGGGUUAAUAAAUGUUGGUAAGUGUACCAAUAGUUAUGGAGUGUUUGGAAUGAAUGUUAAUUAAUUAUAAGAUAUUAAGAUGGAUAUGUGAUAUUUAAUUAAGUAUUAAUAUAACGAAUGUUUUGAAGAUACAGUCUAUUCCACGCAUUACUUUGACGGGCUCGGUGGUCUAAGGGUUUAGCACACCGCUUUACUUUCUAUAGCCGUGGGUUCGAUUUCUCGCACAGUGCAUACAUUAGUUUACAUGAGUGGCAACCACACAUAAUGCUUAAUCAUACUCAUGAAUACAAAUGUUACCAUGCGAGGAAUCGAAGCCGCGACUAUCGGAAAGUAAGGCUGUGUGCUUAAACUGGUAGACCACUGCAGCCGUCAAUGAGUUACUGGACAAUUUGAAUAUACAAUUGAAGAUCUGGUAGGCGCCGCUGCUUUUUCGGGCAAGACGAUUUUUGCUAUAUCCGCUAGUUAUAUAUAAUUUACAUGUAUAUGUGUAUAUAUGUGGAACUGGCUGUAUUUUUAAGAACAAUUUAUUUGCAUACUUGUAUAAAUAUAAGAAUCGCAAUAAAACAUUGUAUAAUCAUUUAUAUUUAAAUAUUAAUUAUAUUUAAGAGAUAAUUUAUAUUUCUAUUUCAAAGCUAGUGCCUCCAAAACUGUAGCUUUCUUAUUUAUAAAAACGUAAAAUGUAUCCAUUGCAGCUAUUGGACUGUUUUGUCUUUAUCUUUCCAAUGGUCAUUCAUUAUUUGAGAGAAAGUGACAGAAUAGUAUAAGUAGGUUUCUUACGGUUUUUAUAAAUGAGGAGUAACACUAUCUUAUUGUAGUGAUUAUGUGAUAAGAACAAAUACUGGUGUUUUGAAUUUGGAAUUGAUUGAUGUCAGUCAAAACAUGUAUCAGUUUGUAGCUAUACUUCAAAUAUACAUUUGUAAUUAAUAUUGGCAGCAGAUAAGACAAGAAAUAUACACUCAUCUUAUUUGAUAAUGAUAAUGUUUAUAUUGACGGCCUCGCUGGUCUAGCGGUUUAGCCACCGCCUUACUUCCGAUGGUCGCGGGCUCGAUUCCUUGCACGUUUCAAACAUUUGUAUUCAUGAGUAUGAUUGUUUAUGUCGGUUUGGGUGUUUUCUAUGUGUAUUUAUAAAAAAUAUGUAUCUAAGUAU
Achroia grisella is the source of this 2482-nucleotide messenger RNA. Its product is annotated as inositol-tetrakisphosphate 1-kinase-like. The coding region runs from base 323 to 1399 and encodes 358 amino acids. The transcript has 5 exons. The record is from RefSeq and is a predicted model, not a curated record. Gene Ontology annotation, cellular component: cytoplasm. Gene Ontology annotation, biological process: inositol trisphosphate metabolic process. NCBI's taxonomy places the organism in Eukaryota, Metazoa, Arthropoda, Insecta, Lepidoptera, Pyralidae. Gene Ontology annotation, molecular function: inositol-3,4,5,6-tetrakisphosphate 1-kinase activity; inositol-1,3,4-trisphosphate 6-kinase activity; inositol-1,3,4-trisphosphate 5-kinase activity.